Molecule: messenger RNA, 1558 nt
Organism: Centropristis striata (black sea bass)
Lineage: Eukaryota; Metazoa; Chordata; Actinopteri; Perciformes; Serranidae
Gene: dntt
Product: deoxynucleotidyltransferase, terminal
Exons: 12
Coding region: 1-1485 (494 amino acids)
Biological process (GO): double-strand break repair via nonhomologous end joining
Cellular component (GO): nucleus
Molecular function (GO): DNA nucleotidylexotransferase activity; DNA binding; DNA-directed DNA polymerase activity
Source: RefSeq, a predicted model, not a curated record
AUGCUCCGCGCUCCUGCAGCCAGGAAAAGGUCGAGAGCGGUGGAAGUCGGCGUUCCCAGGCGUGAAGAGGUGAAGUUUGAGGAUGUCAGGCUGUUCCUGGUUGAGAGGAAGAUGGGCCGCAGCAGGAGAAGCUUUCUGACCCAGCUGGCCAGGUCCAAGGGCUUCGCUGUGGAAGACGUCCUCAGCGAUGAGGUCACUCACGUGGUGUCGGAGGACAACCAGGCUUCGUCUCUGUGGACGUGGCUGAAGCAGAAGAAUCUACCCAACGUGCAUGUGUUGGACAUCAGCUGGUUCACCGACAGCAUGAGGGAGGGGCGACCUGUUGCCAUGGAGACCAGACACCUCAUUCAGGACACCUUGCCCACAUGGGCAGAGAGGUCCACUCCCACUCCUGGGACCAGCGUUUCUCAAUACGCCUGCCAGAGACGGACCACCACUGAAAACAACAACAAGAUAUUCACAGAUGCUCUUGAAGUGCUGGCGGAGAGCUAUGAAUUCAACGAGAACGAGGGUCCGUGCCUGGCCUUCAGGAGGGCUGCAUCGGUUCUGAAGAGUCUGCCCUGGGCGGUGCAGAACCUGGGGGCCACUCAGGGCCUCCCCUGCCUGGGGGAACACACAAAGGCCAUCAUAGAGGAGAUCCUUCAACACGGCCGUUCGUUUGAAGUGGAGAAAAUGCUCUCUGAUGAGAGGUAUCAGACACUGAAGCUGUUCACGAGUGUGUUUGGGGUUGGACCGAAGACGGCGGAGAAGUGGUACCGCAGAGGGCUGCGCUCAUUCAGCGCCGCGCUGGCAGACCGCAGCGUUCAUCUCAACCGGAUGCAACAAAGUGGUUUCCUGCAUUAUGGAGACAUCUCCAGGGCUGUCAGUAAAGCAGAGGCCCAAUCCCUGAGGAACAUUAUUGACGAGGCUGUCCAUGCGAUCACACCGACCGCCAUAGUAGCAGUGACAGGAGGCUUUCGCAGGGGGAAGGAGUUCGGUCAUGACGUGGAUUUUAUCGUGAGCUCACCUGAGGCGGGGGAGGAGGAGCGGCUGCUGGAAGACGUGAUCGAUGGACUGAAAAAACAACACAUCGUACUGUUCUGUGACUACCAGGCCUCCACAUUUGAUAUCACGAAGCUUCCCAGCCACAGUUUUGACGCCAUGGACCAUUUUGCAAAGUGCUUCUUGAUUCUGCGGCUGGAGGCCAGCCAGGUGGAGGGAGGUCUCCACUGUGCCGAGGGCGACCGCCGGGGCUGGAGGGCCGUACGCGUGGACCUGGUCUCGCCACCUAUGGAUCGCUACGCCUAUGCUCUACUGGGCUGGACCGGCUCCAGGCAGUUUGAGAGAGACCUGAGGAGGUUCGCUCGACUGAAGAGAGGAAUGCUCCUGGACAACCACGCCCUGUACGACAAAACCAAGAAAGAGUUCCUGGCAGCUACGACUGAAAAGGACAUCUUCGCCCAUCUGGGUCUCGAGUACAUCGAGCCUUGGCAGAGAAAUGCGUAGGCCUGCGCUCCUCCCAGACUGCAUGAUACCCUGUGUCACCAGUUUGGCUGAUUGAAGGAAGGUUUCAUAGAGG